CGAGUGACUCUAUUCUCUCUAUCAGAUUCUAGUGAGAUCAGCCCCGAUUUCUCCUCGGAUAAAGUUCGAAGCACGAUCACGAAUGAUAUUUCGAUUUUGACUCAAUUAAUUCGAUUCAUUCCAUAGGGGGUGAUAUAGGCCAAUUAAUCGUAAUUAGUCUGUGAAUCUAUAUUCCAACAUUUAUUUUACAUUUAUGGAAUAGUGAUGUCGACAGAUAUUAUUGAAUUGAAAAAAGACACGGAAGGCAAAAACAAAGAUAAAAUCUAUUGUACAUUUUGUCCUUCAAAAAUGCUCAAUGCUGGAGCUGCCAGAUUGAUAAACAUGGAUUUUGCAUUACCUUAUAUCCAUAGCAAAGCAGAGGACAAAGCUAAUCAAUCAGAAACAAUUUCUGCUUACUGGUUAAUAGAAGAUAUGUAUACUUUCGAAAAUAUUGGUGUGUCACACACAGUAGGCAAUAUCAAGUACCUAGCUUGUGCCGAUUGUGAGAGAGGUCCAGUGGGAUGGCAUGAUUUGUCCACUAAAAAGUCAUACAUUGCAUCGUGUAGAGUAAAAUAUGAAUGAACAGAAGAUAGAAUAAGAGCUUAUUAAUAAA
This is a messenger RNA of Mycetomoellerius zeteki, 592 nucleotides long. RefSeq names its product RAB interacting factor STRAT (gene strat). The record is from RefSeq and is a predicted model, not a curated record. Lineage: Eukaryota; Metazoa; Arthropoda; Insecta; Hymenoptera; Formicidae. The transcript has 2 exons. Gene Ontology annotation, biological process: small GTPase-mediated signal transduction; post-Golgi vesicle-mediated transport. Gene Ontology annotation, cellular component: membrane; cytosol. Gene Ontology annotation, molecular function: guanyl-nucleotide exchange factor activity; zinc ion binding. Bases 205 to 561 code for a protein of 118 amino acids.